Messenger RNA from Rhizophagus irregularis DAOM 181602=DAOM 197198, 1169 nucleotides. RefSeq lists its product as uncharacterized. Lineage: Eukaryota; Fungi; Glomeromycota; Glomeromycetes; Glomerales; Glomeraceae. The record is from RefSeq and is a predicted model, not a curated record. Gene Ontology annotation, cellular component: plasma membrane.
GUUAAUGUCAAAAUAAAAUUCAGUCCAAAAUUAAUGACUUAUUCCCUUUUUUUUUAUUUUAAUAUUUCUUAUUAUUCAUACUCGGACGUUAUAUAAUAUCAAAUUCAUUAGUAUGGCAGAAACUUGUAAUGAAAGCUGCGACUCAAACGGUGAGGUUCUUAGACAAGAUCCUCAAGUUAAUCCAACGGGAUGUUUUAUUUAUAAUACUAGUUCUAUUGCCGAUUCUUUCAAUGGUCUGGCAACACUAAACAGUCCAAACAGACCAAGUUUAAAUUUCCCUGAUCCUUACACAAAUCAUAAUCUUAUGAAUGUAGGUCACUGCAUUAAACAUUGUAUUGACUACCUUUUUACUUAUGCGGCUUUAGAGAAUGGUAUUAAUUGCAGAUGUGGAUAUGCAGAUGCUCUUCAAACUUAUAUCGAAGCUGACAAUAAACUUUGUAAUAAAUUAUGCACAACAGCUACCUAUAAAGGAAAUGUGACUUACCCGUGUGGUGGAUUAGGAGCUUACACUGUUUACAAAGCGGAAAUACAAUAUUUUACCCCUCCAAUCGGUAUCACGGUUGAAGAAAAACUUAAUAUAAUGAAUAAUAUAGAUAAAGAUAAGGUUAAAUAUCCUAAUUAUAGAGGAUGUAUUGAGGAUAAUAGAUAUUGUGGUCAAAGAGUUUUGGGCAAUAAAUGUACAAAUACUGAAACUAUGACAGUUGAAGAAUGCAUAAAUUAUUGUCGGGAGGGAAACUAUCGCUAUGCUGGAUUAGAAGCAAGAGUUCAGUGUUUUUGUGGUAAUACAUAUAAUCCUUUAGGACGAUUAUUAGGAUCAGAAUAUUGUAGUAAUAGUUGUCCAGGCAAUAAUUAUCAAUUAUGUGGAGGUUCUUUUGCCCUAAGUAUAUAUGAAGUUCCACCUCUUUCAAAUUUAAAUAAUUCAAAUAAUCUUCCUUUAAUAAUUGGUUUGAGUGUUGGCCUUCCUUUGUUAAUUAUUUGUGUAAUAGGUUUUUUAGUAUAUACUAAAAAAAUUAAAAUAUGUAGUCAGUCGUCUGAUGAUCCUGAUGAUCCCAAUAAUCCUAAUAAUCGCCAUUUUUAAUAUACAUUUUCAAUCAAAAUUUACAUUUAAUAUCAAAUUUAAAUAUCGUUUAUAAAAAAAAUUCUGAAAAUUAUUUAUGAAUAAAUUAGAG